This is a messenger RNA of Ziziphus jujuba (common jujube), 551 nucleotides long. Its product is annotated as late embryogenesis abundant protein 18. Gene Ontology annotation, biological process: embryo development ending in seed dormancy. The record is from RefSeq and is a predicted model, not a curated record. The transcript is spliced from 2 exons. Lineage: Eukaryota; Viridiplantae; Streptophyta; Magnoliopsida; Rosales; Rhamnaceae. The coding region runs from base 73 to 393 and encodes 106 amino acids.
GUUAUCGGGAUAUCAAACUUUUUUUUUUUUUUUUUCUUGUAUUUGAGUUUGUCUCAGGGAGGAGAAAAAGAGAUGCAGUCUGCUAAGGAGAAGCUCAGCAACAUGGCCAGUUCUGCCAAGGAGCACCUAAACAUCUUCAAAGCCAAAGCUCAAGAGAAGGGAGAGAAAGCAACAGCAAGUACAGAAGAAGAGAAGAAGAUAGCAGAGGAGGAAAGAAAAGCUAAAGAGGCAGAAGCAAAAAGGGAUCUGCACGAGGCCAAAGCCGGGCACGCAGCAGACAAGAAUUUCCAUACCCACAGGCCACAUAAUGACCAUCAUGACCCUCCUUUAUCUGGCUCUACACUUCCCACAUACCCUCUAGGAGGCCAUCGACCAGGACACAAAUAUCCCUAGCUAGCUCUAUAUAUACCUGGUCUUUUUAAUCUAUAUAAGUCUUUGCAUUUCUAGUUUGUCGCUGAGGUUAAUUGUCUUUUUCUUUUUUUGGGAGGUUUUGUAAUGUAAAUAAGUUUGCGCUAAUAAGGAAAUUAAUUACAAGGACUGUUGUGAAUUAA